UUUUGACCGGCUUUUGUUUCUUUUUCUAUCCCUUUUCAGCUUGAUUACACUUAAGGUAUGUGAUUUUGGUAAAUAAGAACGAAAUUUGCCAUUUGUUACUUCUUCUCCCGUAGUUCAUAUGAUGGUCAUUUUGUUGCACUAUCUACGGCAUACUUCAGGCUAGGGCAGUCUGUUCGUCAAUAUUGUGGAUUCCUUUUGUUUCGUGUCCCUGUUAGAGUUUUACAUGUAGUUUACUUUAAUUAUAUUGAAGACAAAGAAAUCACUAACGACUUCAGAAGGUGUAAUUUCGUUUCUUUCGCUUCGGGGUAUAAGUAAUUUACGAUAUUGCCUGAGAUUCAGUCGUUAAAACUUCAAAAAAUUGUCGAAGUAGGACCAAUCUUAGGUUGACGGCUUGCGCUGCUUUCCUCGAGUGCUUUUUCGUACUUGAGUAGACAUUUUAUGUCAUUUCAUUGUUUCCAUGUUGAUUGGCAGUUAAAUAUUUGUGUAACGAAUUUGCGGUGAGCACUAAUUCAUGCAAGCGGCGCGGCAACAUCGUAGAGGUAUAUUUGCCGAAAGGAAAUUUCGUGACCUUUAUUCGAGGUGUUACGCGGUAUUCUUUAAGGCUUAAAGUUUUAACGGGAAGGUUUAGCUUUGAAAUUGUUCCAUACGAACUCUUGCCCGAACUGACGGUAAGUGAGAGAGAGAGUUUGUCAUGUUUAUCUGUUAAAUUUACGCUUAUAGUUUGCGUUCUGAUUGCAGCUAUUAGUUUGUUUAGCUUUAAAUAAAUCAGCGGGAAUGUUUUUAAAAACAACAUUUCUUACUGCUGCUCUCCUGAAGAAAGCGAAGUAAAGUAUUUUAUAAGUUUGGCGACUUUCCGAAGUUACUUUAAACUUUUUGCUUGAUAUCAGAUUUGAAUCGAUUGUUCUUGGUAAAAGAGGUAUUUUCUGCAUGACGGCUUAGUUCGAAAAUCUACCAAAUUAUCCGGCUUGAUGUCUUCAAUUCUGCUCACUCAUCGACUACCGAGAUUUUAUGAAAUUAGCUAUGAUGUCUUCCGUAUUCAACUUAAUUCCCUUCGUAAGGAGCGGGAAAGAGCUUAAUUACAUCUAUUUCUUAGCACAAUAGGCUCUUUGUUCGGCGAUUUGCACAUUCUGCCGAGGAAUUCAUGGUUUGGUGUAUGCCCUGAGGUCCAUAGCAAUGCUAUACUUUUCUUAGAUGCCUUUAUCGACAUGCAUUUACUGAUAACCUGUAAUCUUCUUGAAAUACUCAAUGUGAUUUCACCUUUGUUUAAUAAUAAUUGAAGUUCUAUCAUUGUUAGCUAAACUUUGCUGUUCCCCAUGGGAAAAUCAUGAAAAUAAUUUGACUAAGAGGAACAAUUAAAAGCAUUUAACUUUGUAAAGAGUAAAUUUGCAUUGGCUUUAUUUACAGGUUGAUCAUCUCUAUUAAUAAUCUGACUUACAGUAUUAGGUUUAAGUGAGAUGAUCUCAUGGUUUUGAUCAAAGAAAGUGAAAUGUAUAGUGUAACUACUCAGUAUGUAAGCCUAAAUUCAGCUAUGUGCAGCUAUGUGGUGAAAUGUUGAUUCUUAUUUUGUGUUUCAUCCAAACUAUUAGGUAGGUUUUUCUCUGAUGAUUCAUUGUCUUGCUAUCUCCUUAUUGAAUACAUUCAUUGUUCCACAUUUAAGAUUGGUUUUAAUUUUUGGAUGCACACAAUUUCAUUCCCCCAUCUCUGUGGUGAAUGUUUUCAUCCUUUCAUUAUUUAAUGUCUCAAGAUGAAGUGGUACCAGCAAGCAAUAGAAAAAUAGAGAAAGUAUAUUUUUCCUUAUCUUCUUCUCAUUGAUGAAUAGUGAGUAGAACACUUGAACAUCUCAGUUUGCAGAACAUUUUUUCUUUGAAGAUUCAUACAUGUUUCUUGUCUAAGAAUUGUUGUUACUUGCAAUAAAAAACAAGAUCAAAGAAGCUGUUACCAUUCAAAAGCACCUCAGACAGUUCCAAGUUAUGUCUACUUUCUUGGUGAAUACAAAAAAACCUUACAGUAACAAAUUUAGAAUAUGCUUACCUCAGUAUUUUCUGAGGAACUGAGUGGUAUGGUAAUCCUUGAUUUGAAGUAUAGAGGAACUUAGCAUUUUGUGAGCAAAUGUUUGAUGUGCUUAAUGAGAAUUGAUUGGACCAAAAAUGAAUAAAAUUGUAAAGAUCUUGUCACUUUUUAUAAGUACCUUGUAGAUGGAAGCUAAGAAAUCACUCAGAAGUUUAGGGAAUCGUUGUAUACUUGGAAGUGAUACUAUUUUAAGACUGAUAAUGACCUUGUCAAUGUCUCAUCAAAGAGGUUUUGAGAAAACUAUUCAAAUGAUUAAAAUAUUGUAUGUAUCUAGAAGUCAGAACACUGUUUGCCAAAUUUUAAAAGUGCAAUGGGUUUGUGGACAUAAAUUGUCCAUAGGGUACAGUAUAUGUGAGAAAAGUUAUUCAAAAUUGGCUAAAAAAGUUUUUGUUGGUGUAUGUGUAAGCUAUUCUGAAAUAGUCAUGACUGGCAGGAAUGGGUUUGUAAUUAUUUAGUAAACUGAAAUGCUCUGAACAGAGAACCUACAAUUCCUUUUUGAAAAAAGCAGUGUCAACUGACUUACUGAUGACGUCAGUUUAAAGUUAUGUUCAGAAUAAUGUGCAGAUGUUGCAUCUCAGUUUAAUAAGAAUUUGGUAGGGCUUCAAUAUUGAUCAAGGAGUAGAAAGAAAGCUCUUUUGCCCUUGAUUAGUUGGUGAGGUAACAAACUGGCAUGAAAAACUAGAUGUAAUACAUUAUCAAAGGGAUUUCCUUGACAAGAACUUCAAUUUUGGCUUUGUUUUGCACCACACUUAGUUGCCUCUUGCGUCAGUCAAAACAUAUUUACAAAUGGAUUGCAAUAUUGACUGUUUUGUCUACUCUAAGUGAUUUUUAGUCAACCACAGAAGUUUCCUGUAAACCAUACACGCAUUAGUAUGACUUCAUUUACCUCAAGUGUGACCAUAGAUAGUGUUUACAUUACAUAAGAAGCAGCUGGUUUUGUUUAUUUGUUUUCAUAGGGAGUUUUCUGUGAAGUUAUAUUGUUUGACUAGGACAAGUUUUGUCAUAGUGCAUUUCAUGUGUGUUGGACCUAUAUUUUUUUAACUUGUUUUCUUGCAGGGCAAGGCUAUGAGAUAUAGACAAGCAACAGUUGUUUGUGGUGCAGUACCUAGUUCUAUCUGGGGACUAUGCCUCUCAUUGAGCCUGGAAUGGAAAUGGUAUGUUAUAGUGAAACAAAUAGGAAGAUAUAAGUACAUAGUUUUGAAAAAUAUAUCUAUAUGUUCAUGACCACAUUAGCUUACAUUCCACUGCUUUUGAAUGGAAAAUAAUCUUAAGAUACUCACUACUUAUUUACCUUAUUCUUCUCUACCUGAAAUUUGUUGUGUUAAACCUGUAAAUUCUCAUUUACACAAUAAACAGUUCCAAACUUGUGACCAUACUGCAUUUUCUCUGUAACUGUGGAGCCAACUUAUGUGUUUUAAUAUGGCAGACUUGCAAUGUUGUAUGUUAACAUAGAGCAAAAUGUAUCAAAUACCUAAAAGUGACAUGCAGUGAAUUAUCUCCUCUUUCUAAAAUGUGUAUCUGUUUUUUCCAAAAAUGAUAAUUCUGAUGUGAAUAGUCCACAUAUGCUUACUGAGUAGUGCCUAAGAUCUAGAUGUAAAUGAGAAUGUGUCUGCUGAAGCAAAUAUCAUUACCACAACAAAGAAAACCACAAGACUAAUUACAUGUCAUAGAUAGAUAAAUGAGUUACCAACAAAGUUUAAGGGAAUUAUUAUACAUGUCCAACACACUGAUGAAAGAUUCACUACCUUUUUUAUUUUAAGUGGUUGUUUUUAUUCAUAUUAAUGUUUCCAUACAGCAUUAUCUUAUUAGUCGAAAGAGUUUUUUUUUUCCAUCCAGUGCACAAAAGGCACUCAUUAAUAUUUUUUUCACCAAGUAUUCAGUUUUAGAAACUGAAUAUUCAUCUUAUGUCCGUGUAAAUGGUAGAUGUAUACCUCCACAUUAGAGAGUAAUUGCUAACUAUUUGCUUUUACUAUAAAUAGCAACAGUAAUGAUUAUACUAACUUCCAAGAGCAUGCAGUUUGUAUAGAUCAUAAAGGGGUUUGAAGAAAAGGGGUGCCCUGAAAAGUGCAGAGCAUGGUUGUUGUUUAUCCAUGUUUUGAUUUACAUCUCCAUUAAGUCACACUAGUUAAUACUAGUUAUCCUAUUGCAAGUCAGAAGUUAGCUGUACCUUUAUGUAAGCUUGCAUGUUUUUUAUCUUUCAAUCCACAGAAAGAACAUGAGAUUGUGUUUGAUUUAAUUAUCGCUACGGUGAGUUGUAAUGAAUGUAUGAAAUUGUGUGAAGAGUACAAUUAGUUCUACCUGCUUCUUUUGCUAAUGUUUUUCUUACUGUGACAUGUAUUAAAGAUAAAAGACAACUGAUACAGAAGUAUCAGUACUCACAGGAAAACAGUCAAUGUUAAAUUGUAUUGUAUUAAUUAGUAUAAAUAUUAUCAAAAAUUGUUCAAGUCAAGUUUGGAAGAUGGAUUGUUCUACUAGUUGGUUGUUACACUGAUUUAUCACAACUCCCUGUUGUUUUUAGUUUGUUUGUUUGUUUUUACUUUUUUGACAAAAACUUUUUUUCCUUUAUAACUUAACAGGCAAAUCGUAUCGACGCCCAGAGAGCUGAAUUUCCUCCAAGCAAGAAAUCUCCAUUUUUACCACUUUUGCCUUUACCAGGGAAAGACAAUCAACAGGAAACUGAAGAGGUCACUCAAAAAUUUCUUGUUUAAAUAUUUUCCAGCUCAAGAAGAUAUUUCCCUUUAUUUGGCUGAAUGGUAUAUUACCACUGUCCAUAAAGAUUCAGAUCUAGUUUGAAAUACUAGAUUAAAACCAUUUCAAAGUGGAAAAAUUUUUAAACUAAAACCUAUUUGCAAUAGGCCCGAAAAAUUACCUUAAAUCUUAAGUCACAGACCCUGGUGGCAAGAAAUAUAUGUAUAUACUUUGUUACAUCACCUCAACCUUAAAGAUCAUAAACAUUACCUCCUAAAUAAUCUUGGGUCUGAUAUAUGAGAGCCAUGUACAGGAUGCAAAUGGCUAUCUACUCUCUACUUCCCUAUGGGUGUCCCAGUCACUUAUUUCAACACUUAUUUAUGAAACUCAUCCUGAAACCGGUCUUUAAUGCAACAUUUUGUGUUCAAAUUCUUUAGAGUGAUACUUCAAAAGAAGAAGAGGAAGCAGAAGGUGACGACGAAGAAGAAGAGGAAGUCUUAAAAAUGACGGAUUUAGACCCUAUUAAGGAGGUGACUUGUUUAAGCAUUGCUCAGAUAUUUUAUAUAUACACACACACCCAUUUUCAAAAAUGGUGCAAUUUGAAAAAAAUAUAUGAAAUAUAUACAACUUUUGUUUCCUCAUUAAAAGACACUUUUUGAUCAGAAAACAAAAGACAUAUAUUUAAUAUAUAAUUUCAAUAUUGCAAUGUUUUUGAAAACAGGUAUAUAUGUAUAUAUUUCACUUUUAGCAACAUUAGUAUUUCUACUUGCUUAGGAUGCAUACUGCCUUAGCAAAUAAAUGAUAUGUAGACAUUUUGAGCUUUCCCAGUCAGUUUGAUAAUUUAUAAUUUGCUGGCUAGUUGUUCAGAAGGUUGACUGGAUAAAGUGGACUGUUACUCUCUAUCUAUCUUAAUGUGUUAAUAAUAAACAUGAAAAAAUGUGUAUCUAAUUAGCUGAAAACUAGUGCAUUUUCAUGUAACACAAGUGCAAAGUUAUAAUACAGGUGCAAAGUUGUAACAUCAGUACAAACUACAAAUAGUGGCCACACACUGUCAAAAUUUUGCCUGUCAUGACUUUCUGGGGUGCCUUUUCCAUGUAAAUUAUUAAUAAGUAGCAACUUGAUUUAUGUACAAUUUGGUUUAAAUAAGCCCUUGUAAAGCUUAUUAACACUAAAUUACACUCGAAAUCAUGUUAUUAACUAUACAAAUGUAUUUUACUUGUCUGUAUCACAUAUUGUAUUCCUAUUUGUUUGUAACAUAUAUUUCAUUCACAUAUUGUAGGUUUUGGCAGCUGGAGGACCAUAUCCAUUAGUUGUUCUGCCUGUUGGAGGUGAAUACUGGUUGGAGGGAAGCAACCACAGACAUGUCAGCAACACAGAUCACAGGGCUGUUGACUGCAGGAUAGAGAUGAAUAAUGUAAUUCAAAGCUACAGAAGAGACUUCAUGGGAAAGGUAUUUUAUACUAUGCUUCCUUACCCCAUGCUUGUUUGAAAAAAUUUCUUUCUUGCAUGUAGUGUUUCAAACACACAGGUAGGCAACUAAAAGUUUAUGCCAUUAUCCGCACUCAUCCACACUUAAAACAAGUUGCAGUAUGGUUUACUUAAUUUGUUUUCUUGACUCACCGUAUUAAUGCCAGAAUAGCUUUAAUUGCAAAAUGUAUUAAUUCUAUUUAAUUUCCAAUGUUUGAUUUAUUGACAUUUUAGGAACAUCUGAACUUCAUCUGUGAUGAUGAAAAACUUGGUCCUGUUAUCUUAUCAGUCAAGCAAGAAAUUGAGAAACUUGAUGGUUGUGAUACCCAAGGAUUCAGAGUCAUUUUAAGGUUUAUUUCCCUUUUCAAACUAUUCUUGUUUUUGGUGUUUGUUUUGGUUUUUUUAAAUACAAUACAGAUUUUGAUCUCAUAGACACUUUUCAAUGUGGUCAUUUGCUAGGAUGCUUUUGUUUGAACUAAAAUACAGAAUGUACUUCUACCUGGACAAUUUUUUAAUUUUUUUAAUUGCAAGGUGUAUUAAUGUUUUCAUGUAUUUGAUGUUACCCUUAUCACUUAUAAUUGUUAGUAAUGUCAAUAUUUCCCUUGAAAAUGUAAAAUUCUAAAAUAUUAAAGCAGAAUAUUCCAUUGUAAAUCAAGGCUCUUCUUCAAUUUGCCAUUUUAUUAGAACUGCUGAAAAGACCAUUGCAGACAUUUUACCAAUAGAGAAUGUGUCUGACAAUCCAGGACCAAGAGAAAUUGUUAGGGUGAGUAAACAAUUACAAAACAUGGAAUGAAAGUAUCAUUAAUUUUACAUUCUUAUCAUUGUGUAGGUUGUGCUACAAAAGGCCUACUCAAAAACUUUUUUUGUUUUUUUGAAAGUUUUGGAUAAACAUAAGAAUAUAUUACUGAAAGAUGGCUAAUUAGAUGGCCAAUAUUAAAUAUUUUCAAGGAAAAUAUUUUUUCAAUUUUCCUUUUAGUAUCUUCUUGCCGAGGAUGCAGACAAUAUAGAUCAUUUUCAAGUCUUAGCUCAUCCAAAGGUAAAGUAACAAAAUAAAACUGAUGGUGCUUACAAUAGUACACUAUGAUAUGUGAAAAUGGUUUUGAAAUGAGUUACUUGAAAUUUAUUUUGAUUGUCUAACAAAUAUUAUUUGAGUGACAAAGUGAUAUUUAACUGUGAGUCAGGGGUAGAUUGUAGCAGUUUUGGUACUUUGCUUUGCCUUUGCCUCUUCUUUCUUGUGACAUCUGUUUGUGUGUUACUCUCAGGCCUCAGAACUGAUUGUCAAGUAUGAUGAACACAACCUGUCAAACUCUUUUAAAUUUGGAGUUAUAUACCAGAAAUAUGGACAGGUAACAAUUUAACAACAUAUGAAUAGCAAAUUAUUUGAGAAGCUCAAGUAAAAAUGCAAAUAAAAAUGUAGGUUAUGUACAUGUGUGGCAAUAACUGAGAUAACCAUAAUCUUUCAACGAACAUUCAUUCAACCUUUAGCACAUUGUUAGUCUCUUUAUGCAAUGACUUUGAAGUGGUAAGAUGUUAAUUUCAUUGUUCAAUAUUUUCAGACUACUGAAGAGGAGUACUUUUGCAAUAGAACUCACAGUCCUGCCAUGAAUGAGUUCUUGGAGAUGUUAGGCAAUCAGGUGUGCCUCAGAAAUUUCAAAGGGUGAGCUGUAAAACAAAUUAACACAAACUUUAAAUAUUGGUGAACUUGUGUGUAUGUUCCACGGGUACAAGUUUUAUCCAGACCUACUGAUGAUGUCUCCUUACAAUACUACUGCUCCAUUAAGCUUACAAGUUCACUGACUCAGUUGCUUAUGUUAUCUACAUGUAGGUUACUUGUAUGGGAUGAUGUUUGUAAAAGCCAUUUCUUUCAUGAAUGAUUAACUCAAAUUCACAUUUCGUUUUCAUUAUUUACAGGUUUCCUGGAGGCUUGGAUGUGAAACAUGGUCAGACAGGUGACACAUCAGUACAUACUGUGUUUGAUUCCAAGUAAGAAAUUUGAAUUUUCUCAUUACUCAUAAGUAACUCUUUCCUUAAUUAUUUCAUGUUUGAAUCUCGUAAUUCAAACGUUAUGUACUUCACCCACCUUCUCUAUGUCUGUGGAAACCUUGAGUUGAUAUUGUAUACUACCCUACUUUGCCAAACCUCUGAUAUAUAGGCUAUGUAGUUAGACAUAUUUUACUCUAUUGAGAUAUACACCUCAUUCCCAAAUUUUUUUUUAAGAGUGGUAAAUUUAUUUAUACUCUGUGAUUCACCUUUUUAGGGAGAUCAUGUUUCAUGUUUCAACCUUACUACCAUUCAGUAGCGGAGACAGCCAACAGGUAUGAAAACAACAACAACAACAACAAAUUGACCUUUAGGACGUAUUUUUUUGUAACCAAUGACCAACUCCAGUGAUGUAAGGCUGCCACACAACAAUUGGAUAUAUCUGCUUAUGAGAUGCACACUGUAUGUUUAGCCGAAUUUUUUUUUCUACUUUUAAGGUUCAAAGAAAGAGGCAUAUUGGCAAUGAUAUUGUUGCUAUAGUUUUCCAGGUAAGCGGGAGUUGUGGUUGGUUUCUCAAAUACCUUAAAAUGGAUUGUGUUAAACAGUCAAAACUACAGAAAUGUUCGAAGAUUGCUCAGUUUUUAACCUUUCUAAGCUAUGUUGCAAUACUUUUAGGAGGAAAACACGCCAUUUUCACCAGUUUCCAUCCGAUCGCAUUUUCUACACGUCUUCAUUGUUGUACAAGUCUUGGAUCCGAACACGAGCAACACAAGAUACAAGGUAAAGUACAGACAAAGAUUAUUCCAUGGAAAGUCCGCACGAACGAUUUUUAUUUACGAGUUAUGAUGCAUCAAAAAAGCGAACGAGUGGGUUUUUUUUUCUAUGCAUCACGACGAGUGGAUAAAAAAUUUUCAAAUACUUUCCAUGGUAUGAUGUUUUUAUUUCAUACAUAUUGAGAUUUUUCUUAUUGACCGACACAUUUCAAAGUCUGGAAGCUAUUAUUUUGUUGCCCUCCAUGGUGAAGCACUAUCGUUCGUGUCUCUGAUUGGACGAACGAUGUAUUUUCACAGUUGUUCGUUCAGUAUGUACGAAAUGAACGUAAUUUAAAAAGUAAUUAAAAGUAAUCCGGGAUCGUUUUUUGUUUUGCUUACUCUCUGUGAUUGAAUCAGAAAACUUAAGCAACUCUCUCAACCGAGUACAUGAAAACUUAAGCCAAUUGCAAUUGGGUCACUCGCUUUUCCCACGCCACAAGCACUCCACCAAUUUUUAACUGAUAUUUCGUUUGUUGUUGUUUUUUGGGCUGACCCUUUUUUCUGUUUGGUUGUUGUAAUUACUCUUGUUUUUUGUCGUUCGAAGCUUAAUUUCGAGGUGUCCCUGUCCAGGCUACUGACUGACCAAUCGACUCUUGUAACAUUUUUCACCAUUAUCACUCCAGGUCUCCAUCACAGCUCGUGAAGAUGUGCCGCACUUUGGACCCAAACUUCCAAAUCCUGCCGUCUUCAAGAAGGUUUGUUCACGAUGAGCUUCUUGUUAAACCUUUUUCAUGGCUUGAAGUAUUGUGGAGGUUUUGUUCGGUCGAAAACUGAGGUUAAAGAGAACUUGUCACUAAUUCUCCAUCUUAAUACCAGUGGGUGUAUUUUCAUCAAAGAUUUCACCAGAGUAAGUUUUUCAAAUACCUCUUUUAAGAAGGCAUUUUGAGUAUUUAAGUUAUGUUUAUGGUCAUAUGUUGGUUUCCAGGGUCCUGAAUUUCGCAAGUUUUUGUUAACAAAACUCAUAAAUGCUGAACUGGCAGCUUACAACAGUGCUGAGUUCGCAAAGUUAGCGGUAAGUGUUAAACCUUAAUACGCGAUAAUAUGGAGGAAGCUAACUACUGUAUUUCCUGGCUUUUGCACGGAGAGAUUUUUUAGAAAGUUUUUUUUCAUUCCUUUGCUUAUUUAUUUUACAGGAUCGAACGCGCACCACUCUUCUACGAGGACUAGCGGAUGAUUUAAUCGAGAAGAACUCGCUGAUACUUGACACAGGCGGAGAGGAGGUAAAAUUGCAAGCAACGAUCUACGUCCCAAGUCUUUUUUUUCUUUCAAUAACCUUUGGAGUAGUUGUGAUACUACCUUUUUUCAAGCGCAGGUUAAUGAAGCUUGUUUGGGCUCUUACGAUACUUGCUAUUAUGCCCAGAAAACAAAAAUACAAUUGAGUUGUAUUGCACAAAAUAAUUAAGAAAAAUUAGCAGGAAAAAAAGACAAGAGUUAAUAACCUUAGUUUGAUUUCACAAACCCAGAUGAGGAACUGUGUUUGAAUUGAUAUUUUAGGGUGGCUUAACCUGAACACUUGCCUCUAAAUUUUCAGUACGAAAGGUGACAUGAUACUCAUAAACGAAUAUUUUUUUUUGAGAGUCACCUUUUUUCAUUUUCGAUGGUUGCAAAAAUAAUUUGAAGCGCUGUGAAUGAUCUGGCUGUUCCAUUUGCAAUGACACUCAGAGUUGUUUUGUUCUUAAUCCUUUAGGCUCCACAGAAGGCCAAGCUAUUAUCAUCUCUGAAAAAGGUAUUACGUACAAGGAGUCAAGUGAGCCGCACCAUGUCCAUGCGGGAACCGCGCCCAAAACCAGAUGAUGUUGACUCAGAUGACAAUACACCAAAGUCCUGGCAUAAAAAGGUUGGAAACAACAGUACCUUUUUUGUUUUGGCCCUCUUUUUUUAAUAAAUCGCACAUCUUUGGACUCACUGGCAUCCAUCAGUAAACUUAAAGCCUUCUAGAUAUUACUGAUUGACGACUUAUACUUGAUUUUCCUCCAUCCAGGGUAAGGAAAGAAGGAAAUCUGCACAAGGUUUACUUUCUGCUAAAAAAGUCUCAAAGCCGCCCAAAAAGUAAGUGAGGAAUCGCAAUCACGUGGCAAGAAGUAGAAAUACGUCGGCAAUUAUUAUUAUUAUUAUUAUUAUUAUUAUUAUUAUUAAUUUUCUUGUGCGUAUGAAACAAGUUAUCGAGCCCAAAUUCUAUGUACUUUCAAACCCUAAGAGUGAUACUCUCCUAACGCACUUUUGCUGCUAAAUAAUCAACCAUCAGUUGUUCCAAGUCAUUUUUUUUUUACAUUUUUUUCAGAGAAGUUAAUCAUGGUCGGUGUAAGAGUAUGGAGUCGCUUCUGGUUCAAGAGCAGAGCAAGAACAAUCCCAUUUUUUACGCGGACGAUUCCAGUUCAGAAUCGAACACAUCCGAGAUGUCUCGUCAUCUUGACGAACCAGCGCAUUCUCCGAGGAAACAUAACUCUCGUUCACGAACACCUGAACCACGGGGACAAAAGAGUACGCCGGAUUAUAACAGUUCACCACGACUAUCACCAAAUUUGCCCCAAAACAUGGCGCAUUCUCAAUCUGUCCCUGCCCUAAAAAGUUACGAUCGUUUACAUAGGACUUCGACCAAAGUAACCGACAAAUCGUCGCAUUCACGAGUGUCUUACGAGGGGAGUUCGACUGCCGGCGAAUAUCAAGUUCGGUAUGUUGGUGGAUAUCAAUCGGGGCCCGAAAAUGAUCAGGAUGAGUCAAUACGACUGACUAAUUACAAUCGGUCUCCGUCACGUCACCGAAAGGGCCCUGAAGACCGCGGUAAUGUGGAUGUCAGUCAUCAGCGGUCAAGUUCAAAUGUUUCCGAAAACAGUACUGCUUCUACACAAUCUUUCCACCAAUCUCGAGAAGGAAGAGUUGAACGUGACGUUCCGUUGAAUUUUAGUCGAUCACCAACGAGUUCUCCUUAUCUGCGGAGGAAAGCAUCUGAUAUCCAAAACAAUACCGUAAGCAUACAGGCAGCUGGCACCGUUCCAGGUUCCGCGCAAAAGCAGAAGAAAACAGCCAUCGUCUCACCCUUGCUGGAUAUGUCAGAUAACAGGCCUCGCUCGGUUCCGCCUGGGCUGCUUAUGUUUGAUCCCACUGACCCGGAAUCAGAGAGAAUUGAACAGGUUUGUCAUGUUUGAAGGCUGCGAUAACUUUGUUGUUCAUAUUCUAUUGGUCUGUUACACGGAAUCAAGAAUGUCUACGAUCAAAUAGUCAUUCUGCUUUUGGCGAAUAAUUUAUGCACCAGUGCUAACCCGUGGUGGUUUCUGUAGGUGAUGCAGGAAAGAUCUCCGUCGCUGCCUAAAUUGGACACUGAAACUUUAACUUCAUCUGAGGAUUUGUCCGUCAGUGGUAAGGAGUUUACUAGGUGCAAUAAGGGAAUAUGCGUUAUAUACCGAGCGGGAGGUCUAUAUUGGGUAAAAACUGUGCCCUGGGUCUUGAGUUCGUACUUCAGACUGAGGAUGAUUGUCAAAGAAAAAUUAUAUGGUUUGCUUAAAACUUAUAUCAUUGAAUGUUUUCAUGACUAGGUCUUUCAAUUCGCCUUUCAUUCAAUUUCUAAGAUAUUCGCCUGAUUCCAGUGUUUUGAUUUACUUUUUAGACACAGUCUUCAGACAAACGGAGAUGCUUAAAAACGAAAUUACAAGACUGAAAUGCGAAAAGCUCGACCUAGCUCGGCAGAAUGUGGUGAGUGUUUUUUUUUCCUCCAGGAGAGGGCAAAUAAUAUGAACUAGAUUCGUCAAGUCUUUAGUCUAAAGUAUAGAGUUCAUUAGUUUGCUUCAUUGGAAUAACAGGACUUUUUUCCUUUUGUAUUAAGUUGUUGCAGCGUGAAGUUCGUUCCAUCAAAGAUAAAUGCACCCAGCAAACCUUUGACUUGUACGAAGCCCGCUGUGAAAUAGCCCGGCUAAGGUCCUUACUUCCAAGUGAGAAUGUUCCCCCAAGGGACCCCUCCCCAAUAGAAACUGUUACAGUGCGAGAGGGAAAUAUCUCUCCCAAGAGUAGUAUUGCUCGAAGAGAUGUGAAUGCUGGAGUUUACGUUAGAGAAAGAGAGGGACAAGGGGAAAUUCCUGCAAGAACUUCUUAUCGACAUACUCAACUUUGACAAUGAAGUGUUUGUAAGAAACUGGCUUAUUCAUCCUAGUUAAUCGAUGAAACAUGCAUACAUACGUCACCAGGUCGUCUUAUUAUCCAAUGUGGUGUUGGUACAUUAAAGGUACAUCAAGUGUUGAUGUCCGCGCGAUUAGUUUAACGAUUUCUUAGGAAAGAAUGAAUGUUUUGCUUCCGUUAAUACUACUUAUCAACGAAGUUUAGAUUAAUCAGAUGAAAGCUUCUAAUUCGAUGCCUUUACUUUUUGUGAUGAGUCUAAUCAUGUACAGAUAUUAUGAUCCAUCAAAUAGUUUUGCUGUAACUAGACUAGCUCUUAAUUGUCAAUGCGUUUCUCGCCAGUAAAAUGGUUGCAAACAUUUUGUUCCGUGCGCUGCGAUUAAUAUUGAAGAAUGAUACACACAGAAUGAUACACACAGAAGCCUCCAUCUGGCAUGAAAAUAUGUUCGUACGUUUGUUUUUGGACACAAUCUGUUCCACAAAGCUCACAGUUUUCUUCGAGCUUGAGGAGAAUGAAAUGUGAGUGGACAAAUACAGGAACAUACUUUUGGAACCAAAUGGAAGCUAUUGUGGUAAAGUUUCCGCACAGCCCCAUACUAUUGUAAAACAAAUCUGUUUUCCUAAUGGAAAUGUAUUGUUUUUGUCAUUGUUUUCUCUGUUCAAGAAUUGAAUGCAUAAUGUAGGAUGAGGCUGUGCGGAAAUUUUGCCGCUAUUGUCUCUAUAAGAUUCAAAUUGAUAUUUGGCUGUUGGAAACUACGGGAAAAAGACGAAAAAUAAUGCAAACAAAUCCUUGUUAUAGCCAUAAUUAGGUGGCUUUGUUCAGCUAAAGACGGUGUCUGCUUGCUCAGUCCGGAUUCAAACAAUAAAAUUUUACAAAUUGUACAUGUUGAUUAUAUUAAAUUUCUUGAAGUAAUGAAUCUUUGUUAUCGCCAGGAAUUUUGACACGGUUAUUUGUUUCACCGAAGACAUACAUUUUGAUUUUCCAUUUAAGAGAUUCAGUUUUGGACUUGAAACCAUUAACAGUUGAGCCUAUGGCGAGGGGGAGCAAAGACAGCGCUUUAAGAAAUGGUUGCAAAAGUGCACCUGAAUAUCCUGACGCAGGCCGCGAGGGAAGGGGGAUUGGGACCUAAAUCUUUACGUUUGCGUCAUUUUGAAAACAUCUAAACGUCACGCAUGCUCGGUAUUAAAAGUCCUCUGUCCUUAUCUAACUAUAUUACUCGGUUUUACUCCCAAUAUGUAUUUCUAAUGCUUAUUGUAUAUACUUUUCGUACUCUAUUUCGAAUAGAAAGAAACUGAAUGGCCUCUUCUUUUGGAUUAGCUUUUCUGCGGAACUUAGAGGAAUGAAUAGGAUAAUUAAAGCGUUUAUUUACUAGUUUUUUAUUAGAAUGGAUAACAGAAAAAUAUAUUUAAUUUUGAUUGCAUGACUCUUAAAGUAACAAUUUAAAGAGCAAAAUCGUUUUGUUUUAAAUGCAAUAUUGUCAAUAUUUUGUCAAUA
Molecule: messenger RNA, 14619 nt
Organism: Pocillopora meandrina
Lineage: Eukaryota; Metazoa; Cnidaria; Anthozoa; Scleractinia; Pocilloporidae
Source: the annotation of a GenBank genome assembly